CCUUUGUGCACUUCACACCAAGCAACAUGACGUCCUGCUUCUUCAACGGAUGCGCCAACCUCGUUGCUCCCCACUCGACCAAGUGCUUGUUCCACCACCAUCGCGGCAUUUGCCUCGUUGACGCCUGCCACAACCAAGUGUACGCUCGCAGCCUGUGUGUCCGCCACGGCGGCAAGCGCCAAUGCCAGUUCGACGGCUGCACGCUCAACUCGCGCGUCGGCAACUUUUGCACCAAGCACGGACCCACGGACGCCGUCCGCCGAUGCUCCCACGACGGGUGUUCGAGCCAGGCCCACUUGCGCGGCAAGUGCUUUCGCCAUGGCGGGUCGCGAUUUUGCAAAGUCGAUGGAUGUGUCACGUAUGCCCGGAACCGCGGGUUCUGCGCCCGCCACACCCCCAAGGGCCCCACCGCGAAGCCAGACCACCCCGUCAAAAUCGAACAAGUGGAAGUGAAUCGCGUGGAAACCACGGAUAUGAUGCUUGCACCGUUCACGAAAUCGUGUUGGAUGCAGCAGGCUCUGCUGCACGUUGAGCCCAUCAUGGAGGUCGAGCAGGCACACACCGACUGGUGGCAUUCCCAACUCACGUCCAUGCAAGGGUGGGGAGAAGUCAUCCAAUUGCUGGAGGAUUGAGUGGAGGGGCCAGCGUACCGCUGCGAUGAACUCCGCACGCGACUAAUUUAUCCCUAUUUACUGAACGUCUCUUCACCAAACACUUGCAACCAAGCGACCUAAGGACAACGGUUCAUGCAUUUCGCGCAUGCAAGUUCGUCGAUGGCGACGAAAACAGUUUGGUUCACGUACAAGAAUCGUCCAUGCAAACGGGGGGGGGCAUCCCUCGCUGUACGAGCUAGUCAGGAACUAACUGUAAAUACUAUUAUUGGCA
Molecule: messenger RNA, 885 nt
Organism: Aphanomyces invadans
Lineage: Eukaryota; Oomycota; Saprolegniomycetes; Saprolegniales; Verrucalvaceae
Exons: 1
Coding region: 27-632 (201 amino acids)
Source: RefSeq, a predicted model, not a curated record